Molecule: messenger RNA, 2440 nt
Organism: Aureobasidium musti
Lineage: Eukaryota; Fungi; Ascomycota; Dothideomycetes; Dothideales; Saccotheciaceae
Source: the annotation of a GenBank genome assembly
GAACACGCGCGACAAGAUGCCUGCUCAACCCGCUGCCUCACACACGCCGCAGCGUCAAUCGCGACGACACAACAACUUCAAGGAAAACAUCAACUUCUUCGAGCCCGGCAAGCAGGGCCGUCGCACUGGUCUGGUCUUGAAGGAUACUGGCGUACGCGAUGAACACGGCUUUGAGCCCGUCAGUGGCAUCUUCUCGUCACCACAGCCUACACCGCAGCAGCCCUCGCCGCAACGCUCGCCCCUGCGCUCACCUCAGCGCCUCUCGGCAAAUGGUAACGACACGGCGCUAGGAUCGUCGUCUAUGGUUCUGCAAGACAAAAUCUCAGAAACUCUCCACCUACGCAAGACUCCUCAUCUACCACCAAAAGCUCAGACUCCACGCCGCUCAAACAUCCAAGGAUCGCCCAUUCGUCACUCUGCUAUCAAGCCAGUAGACACCCAAUCCUCCNNCCCUCAAGAUGCGCCCUCAACAACUCGCACGAGCAGGCGUCUCGACUUUGCGAACAAGCAGCAGAACAAACCACAGCCGACCGUCGCUCCCAGCCCGAGUCCUUUCAAACCGCGAUUCGGAAAGUCGCGUAAGAGCGUUUUCGACGUCCAACAAUCUCCCGGCAGGCCUGAAUACAACCAGCAAGACGACGACGACCUCGACCAUUCCGUUCAGCAAGUUCAAGAUGCCGUCAAUGAAUUGUUCCAAGACGAUCCUCCAAAAGAUGUGCUCUCCUCUGCGCGCAGCACCAGAUCGCAAAAGCGCAAACUCUCAAAUCCUUCCUCGCCCGUUGCCAUUCAACCCUCUUCAGUGCCAAAAUCGAAUAAACGCCAAAGGCCGAGCCUCGAACACCGCGAAGACCACACAACCGUAGACCAGACGAUCGCAAAUCAGACGACGAUGGAUCAGACAAUUGCAGACCAGACGACGGUGACAAUUGCAGACCAGACGACGGUGGACCAAACAACCGUGGAUCAGACCAUUGCGGACCAGACAGGAUUGCCUGAUCAGACAGACGCCGAAUACACGUACAUUACGGUAGAUCAGACGGAGAUGCCCGACCAAACAGAGUUACCCGACCAGACAGAGCUUCCAGAGCAGACUGAGUUACCUGAUCAGACCGAAGUGGUUGAUCAGACCGAAGCGCCAGAAGAGACGGGAAUUGAAUACACCUGGAUUGACCAAACGGUGCUCGAUCACACAACCUACGACCAGACAGCCAUGGACGAUACGAAUAUCGAGCAAACGGUUGCAGAUGAGACAGCCAUGGACAAGACGGAAGCAACACAUAUCUAUGACCACACAAUGGCGGAUGCGGAUAUGGCCGACGAAGACAUUGCCGAAACAACAGAGCUGCCCGAUGAGCCCGUCAUCGAGACAUCUGCNCCUCUCUCAACCAAGAAGAAGAGACCGUUCGAAGUACGGAAAGACGCCCAAGAUCAGCCUCACGAGGACGAUGCGAGCGAUCACGAUCAAGAACCCGACCUAUCCUCACCUUCGCAAGCCGCCCAAGAUUUCAUACCACCACCAGAGGACCAUGUACAAGACGAAUCCGAACACGAGCCGCAACCAGAACCGACCAAGAAGCGAGGUCGUCCCAAGGCUGCUGCGAAGACCAAAGGAAAGAAGAAACAACAAUCUGCCAGUGUGGAGCCACGUCCAAGAGCAUCAAGAGAUAGUGAAUCUGUUGGCCCUGAUGGUCUUAAGAAACCUGGCCCCAGAUCUAUCGUCAAUCUGCGUGCAGGCACGCCUGCUGAUGACGAAGGUGCCAAAACUACAAGAUCUGGUCGUACUUCGAUCAAGCCUCUGAAAUACUGGUGCAACGAGACAUAUAUUUGGAAUCAGGGCGAGGUUGAGGGUAUUGUUCGCGCUGAACCCGUCGAGCAACCAAAACCAAAGCGCGCUGCCCCAUCGAGGAAGAAGGGAACGCGAUUGGGCCCCAUUAAAGAAGAUGAAGAGGAGGACGAAGAUUUAUUGCCAGAAGCUUGGGAGCAGGAACUGGGUGUUAUCAACAGCACAGUUCGAGCUUGGGAUCCCAGGACUGGUACUGGCAGUACUGAAGUUGAAGGAGUGAACGAGGAUAUCGCAUUCGCUGCUACAGCUAUCAAAACGCAAGACGUUCACGGCUCGUCGUUCCGCUACGCGAAGGUUAUGACCCUUCCGUUCUUCGGAUCAGGCAUGGUUGAGAUACCGCCUGACGGCUACAAACGCGUGAAGAACUCGCGCAAAAUGCAGAUGGUAUUUUUCGUGCAUGAAGGAAAGGUCACAGUUGAUAUUGAAGACGUCCAAUUUGGUAUGACCAAAGGUGGUGUCUGGCAAGUCCCCAGGGGAAACAACUACUCCAUUAUGAAUGAGAGUUCUACCCACCCGGCCAAAAUCUUCUUUGCACAAGGAUGCGAGAUUCAGGCUUCGUCUAGUCAGUUUGAAGAUAUGGGAAGGGACUCGCAAUCU